Messenger RNA from Brenthis ino (lesser marbled fritillary), 1167 nucleotides. Lineage: Eukaryota; Metazoa; Arthropoda; Insecta; Lepidoptera; Nymphalidae. The record is from the annotation of a GenBank genome assembly.
AUGGAAAAUAUACGUAAGUUUGGUCUGGGCUACUGCGACCUGCCGACAUUGUUGUGGAAUGUUUCCAUCUCUUUAAGAGUCCUUACACUCAAUAUCGACAAGCGUAAUACCAAAAUGUCUAUGAUUUGGUAUGUGUUUUUCUACUGUCCUAUUACAAACGACUGGAUAUCUGCCAUCAUAGUGUUUUCUCUUGGUCUUUCCAGUGAAAUUGGCGUUUGCAAGCUUUUCUACUUAUAUUUGUAUAAAAGCCAUGUAAGAGAUUUAGUAGCUGAAUACCUUAUAUGUGAUAGUUUAUUAACCCCGGAUAGUCGCUUUGAAGGUAAUAUUCUCAAAGCAAUGAGAUAUGUUAAGAAGAGGGCCAUGAUUUUUUGGAUUCUUAUAAUAUCUAACGGUUUCGUGUAUGUUACGAAGCCAUUAAUUCUCCCUGGACGACAUUUGCCGGAAGACGAUUUUAUUCUAUACGGUCUAAAUCCGGCACUGGAAAGCCCAAAUUUUGAAAUAAGUUAUCUUUUAUCAGUCGCUGGUGUUAUCAUUACAGUUUAUCUACCAUCCAACAUAACUGCCUUUCUAAUUAUAAUAACCGGAUACACCGAAGCUCAAAUGCUAGCAUUAAGUGACGAAAUGCUACAUAUCUGGGAUGAUGCAGAAGAGUAUUACAGAAAAUUUCAAAUUAUACAUAAAAAUUAUGAAGUAGAUAAAAUGAAGAGGACCAUUCUAAAUAAAUUCGUAAAAUAUCGUUUAAAAGAUGUUGUUAAAAUUCAUACAAUGAAUAUAAAACUUAUUAAUCGUGUAGAAUCAGUAUUUCGAGGAGCAAUAGCUAUUGAGUUUAGUAUACUCAUUGUAAGUUUAACAGCAGAACUUGUUGGAGGAUUGCAGAAUACAUAUUUACAAGUACCGUUUGCAUUAAUGCAAGUGGCCAUAGAUUGUUUCACUGGCCAAAAGGUAAUAGAUGCGUGUAUACAUUUCGAAAAUGCUGUUUACGCUUGUAAAUGGGAAAACUUUGAUAAGAGUAAUACGGCGACCGUUUUAGUGAUUCUGCAAAAUUCGCAAAAAACUAUGACUCUAUCGGCAGGAGGGAUGACCACUCUAAGCUACCCAAGUCUCAUGGCUAUUUUAAAGUCUAUUUAUUCAGCAUUUACUACUUUAAGCUCUGCCGUGAAAAAGAAU